UGGAAUCAAUUUUGAACAGCUGUUCCACACCGUGACGUCGCAGCGCAUGCGCACAACUUGCCCUGCCAACUGUGAUAAUGUGAGUGAUCCCGCUACAUUGAAUCCAAGUGAAUCCGAGUUAAUGGAUGCAGGAAACUAUGAUGACAGUUACAGGGUUGGAGGGUUCUCCUUGUCCCAUCUCAUCGCUGCCUUCAUUGUGACAGCAGUGUUUGCCUUUGUGGUGUACCUUCUGUGGGACUGUUCGUGCAAACGGAAGAAGGAUGAGGAGCGGCACCGUCUGAGUCCAGAGUCCCACAGGAUUGACACAAAGACUAUGUACGCCCUGGAGCUGGAACCUGGCGUUGUUCUCCUACAGAGUCAGGACGGCGAGUUCUUCAGGAUCCUGCACGAGUACGACGCUGUCAAACACGCACGUGAUUAUGGAACAGCGCCACCUGGUGGUGUGGCUUUGCAAGGGCAGACGAUCCAUUAUAUUCCCAACUACACCCGUGCUCACAUGCAGACCCAAGCGUCUGCCCCCCAACCCGCUGAAGAGCUAAUGGUGUGGGACGGCCAGACUUCCCCUCCCCCGUAUCAGUAACAGAAGACACCAGUUUCUCACCUUUAUUUUUCCUCAU
Messenger RNA from Haliotis rubra (blacklip abalone), 617 nucleotides. RefSeq lists its product as uncharacterized. The coding region runs from base 47 to 580 and encodes 177 amino acids. NCBI's taxonomy places the organism in Eukaryota, Metazoa, Mollusca, Gastropoda, Lepetellida, Haliotidae. The record is from RefSeq and is a predicted model, not a curated record. The transcript has 3 exons.